AUGCCACCGCGGCUUUCCUCUUCGCCCUGUCCCAAACCCAAAUCCUCUGUUCUAUCUCUGCUUCGAGCUGCUCGCUGUCAUGUCACCGUCGUCUUGUCACUGUCCUGCUCUCCAUCGUGCUACAACGUUGUCGAAGAAGUAAUUGCUGAUAAUAAUGCAUCUGUGAAUAAUAAUUUGUCUGUUGAUUCUCCUAUUUCGAAUGAUGCUGCUAAUUCUAAUCCUCCUAGUUCUAACGAUAAUAUGCUGGAUGGUGUUGUUGGUAUUGGAUCUGGUUAUAGGGGUUCUUCUUAUGAUAAAUUAAGGGUUCUCUUGUUGGUUGAUCUUAAAAGAGAAUGUCAAAUGCUAGUUGAUAGUUAUAGGAGUGCAUGGAAAGAAACCGAAUGUACCUCAUGGCUAAUGGUGACUGAAUGGAUUGACCCUAAUGAUAUUGUGUAUGUUGUGACUGAUAAUGCGGCCAAUUAUAUUAUGGUUGGUAGGCUUAUCAAUAAAAAAUAUGAGAAUAUUUAUUGGUCACCACGUGCUGCUCAUUGCCUUAAUCUUAUUCUGAAAGAUGUAAAUAGCAUGGCGCAUAUUUCUAUUGUUGAAUCACGUGCUUCAAAGAUUACAAUAUUUGUAGCUGCGAGUGCUAUUAUUUUGGAUAGUAAAUUUUGGAAUGAUUAUUUUACUGCAUGUAAAAUUGUGGAUCCUUUGAUUAAAUUGCUGAGGAUUGUUGAUGCUGAUGAUAAACCACCAUUGAGAUAUGUAUAUGAAGGAAUGCUAAGAGCAGAAGAUGCAAUUAAAGAGAUGUUUAAGCAAAACAAGACUGCAUAUCAGUUGUACACAGAUAUUAUCAACUCAAGAUGGGACAAGCAUUUAAAGAAAGAUCUUUAUGCUGCAGAUUACUUCCUAAAUCUUGUGACGGAAGAGGUUGUAGAAAAAGAGCCUGAUCUUUCUAGUAAUGUGGAUGACUUAUUGCGUGAUAUCGAUGCUGAUUUAUAUCAAAGUGACGGUGGUAGUAGUGGUAUUUAUACUGCACCUCUUGAUUCUUCUGCUCAAGAGGAUGGAAAUGACAGUGAAGAUGAUCACACAAAAGGAAAUCUGCAACAAGUUUUUGCGGAUUUUGAUUAUUGA
This is a messenger RNA of Arachis duranensis, 1110 nucleotides long. RefSeq lists its product as uncharacterized. The transcript is spliced from 7 exons. The coding region runs from base 1 to 1110 and encodes 369 amino acids. Lineage: Eukaryota; Viridiplantae; Streptophyta; Magnoliopsida; Fabales; Fabaceae. The record is from RefSeq and is a predicted model, not a curated record.